Messenger RNA from Tarenaya hassleriana, 1471 nucleotides. Its product is annotated as GPN-loop GTPase 3. Lineage: Eukaryota; Viridiplantae; Streptophyta; Magnoliopsida; Brassicales; Cleomaceae. The transcript is spliced from 10 exons. Bases 461 to 1279 code for a protein of 272 amino acids. Gene Ontology annotation, molecular function: GTPase activity. The record is from RefSeq and is a predicted model, not a curated record.
GGAAAAGGGGAAUAAAAAAAAACCCGAAAAGAGGUGGACGUGCUUUGAUCAUCUUGCAUUUUCUGCUUCUCUAGUUCGGAGUUUCUGCUCUUGGGUUUCCGAUCUUUGUCUUAUCCUGUUUUCGUUUCCCCUUCAAGCUUGGAAAUUUUUGUCGGCGCUUGUUUGAUCUUUUCGUCCGAAGCUCACGAUUUUUUUCUUUGCCUUAUUGCACGUUUGCCGCAGAAAUUUCGUCUUAUUGACCUUUUUUUAGAAAAAAAAAAUCACGGGCAUUGCAAUGUUGUUGUUGACCGCUUCCGGUUUAUGGGUUCCUGUGACAUCUUGAGACUACUGUUCGGUCUGGGCGUUUGGUGCACUGCUUACGUUACCGUGGCAAUCCUCUCGUCUUUUAGGAUCCUCUACUCGAUUUGCUUCAUCUGAGUUGUCGGAAAAGAUAGCCCUUUUUCUUGGAGAUAGUUCAUCGAUGGGUUAUGCACAGCUCGUUAUCGGGCCUGCGGGCAGCGGAAAGUCGACUUACUGCUCUUCUUUGUAUCAACACUGUGAAACCGUCGGGCGAACGAUGCAUAUCGUUAACCUUGAUCCUGCUGCCGAGAUCUUCAAUUAUCCCGUGGCUAUGGAUAUCCGGGAACUCGUUUCUUUGGAAGAUGUCAUGGAGGAGCUGAGUCUCGGCCCCAAUGGCGGUCUCAUGUACUGCAUGGAGUACCUCGAGGACAGCUUACAUGAUUGGCUAGACGAAGAAUUGGAGAACUAUAGAGAUGAUGACUACCUAGUUUUUGAUUGCCCAGGCCAAAUAGAACUCUUCACGCAUGUGCCUGUACUCAAGAACUUUGUGGAGCAUUUGAAGCAGAAGAACUUCAAUGUUUGUGCUGUUUACUUGCUCGAUUCACAGUUUGUAACAGAUGUAACCAAGUUUAUAAGCGGUUGUAUGGCGUCUCUUUCUGCGAUGAUCCAACUUGAACUGCCUCAUGUCAAUAUCCUCUCAAAGAUGGAUCUCCUGAAGGAUAAAAGAGACAUUGAAGACUACUUGGAUCCAGAGCCUCGGGCAUUGUUGUCGGAGUUGAACAAACGGAUGGCUCCCCAAUUCGCGAAGUUGAACAAAUCUUUGAUUGAAAUGGUGGAAGAGUAUAGCAUGGUGAGUUUCAUACCGCUCGACCUGAGGAAAGAGCGGAGCAUACAAUAUGUACUGUCUGAAAUCGACAACUGCAUCCAGUUUGGAGAAGAUGCCGAUGUAAAGGUUAAAGAUUUCGAUGAAGAUGAGGAUUAUGGUGAUGAUGAGUCAUGACAGAUCAAUAGCUCCUUCAAGUUCAAAAAAACUUUUUUUUUUUUGCUCAUUGUUUUGAUUUGAAGUUGCCUUGUUUGAUUGAGUACUUUGAAGUUUUAACUUGUAAGCUCUUGCGAGUAGCGGAAAACUCCAUCAUGUGCAGAAAUGACAAUGUACCCUUUUGUCUAUGAUUCGGAUUUUGGCAGGGCUUGA